UGGCAACCAAGGAGCCCCAGCAUUCUCAGGCCCAAGUAGGAGGUCGCUGCCUGCAGUGAUCAGAACUGUUUUCCACGCGGAUCCCAGGACAUCUGGGGCUGCACAGUCACCAUGCCCAGUGAAACUCUCUGGGAAAUUGCAAAAGCUGAAGUGGAAAAAAAGAGAAGUCAUGGAAGUGAAGGGAAUGGAGUUGAAAUUGGAGAAAAAUCUGUUUUCUUCAUUGGCAGUAAAAAUGGGGGAAAGACUACUAUUAUUCUAAGGUGUCUUGACAGGGAUGAGCCGGCAAAGCCAACCUUAGCUUUGGAAUAUACUUACGGAAGAAGAACAAAGGGGCACAACACACCAAAAGACAUUGCUCACUUUUGGGAACUGGGUGGAGGAACCUCUUUAUUGGACCUCAUAAGCAUACCAAUCACAUGUGAGACCUUGAGGACAUUUUCUAUUGUUCUUGUUUUGGAUCUCUCCAAACCUAAUGACCUUUGGCCCACCAUGGAAAACCUGUUGCAAGCCACCAAGAGUCAUGUAGACAGAGUGAUACUGAAGCUGGGGAAGAUGAAUUCCAAGGCAGCCUCUGAGGUGAGGCAGAAGAUGUGGAGCGGCGUGCAGAAGGACCAUCCGGAUCGUGAAUUAAUUGACCCGUUUCCAAUACCCCUGGUCAUAAUUGGAAGUAAAUAUGAUAUUUUUCAGGAUUUUGAUCCUGAGAAGAGAAAGGUGAUAUGCAAGACACUCCGGUUUGUUGCACAUUAUUAUGGAGCCUCGCUGAUGUUCACCAGCAAAUCAGAAGCUCUGUUACUAAAAAUGCGUGGCGUUAUCAACCAGCUGGCAUUUGGUGUUGACAAGAGCAAAUCAAUAUGUGUGGAUCAGAAUAAACCACUGUUUAUCACAGCAGGAUUGGACUCUUUAUGUCAAAUAGGGUCCCCUCCUGUUCCCGAUAGUGACAUUGGAAAGCUUCAGGCCCACUCACCAAUGGAGCUGUGGAAAAAGGUGUAUGAAAAGCUCUUCCCCCCAAAGAAUAUCAACACACUGAAGGCCAUCCAGGACCCUGCCCGGGAUCCACAGUAUGCGGAAAGUGAAGUUGAUGAAAUGAGAGUUCAGAAGGAUCAGGAACUGGAACAGUACAAGAGAAGUUCUUCCAAGACCUGGAAACAAAUAGAGCUGGACUCUUGAACCUGGUCCACCAUAGUGGUUUUUGUCUUCCUUCCCAAGUUCAAGUAAGAUCAUUUUCUUCCCUUGUGUGGCAACAUGUGAAGAAAGUUGAGAUGUAUAAUAUACUAGGGGAAAUCAAUCUGUUUCUUGUUCUGGUACAACUUUGUGAGUGUUCUGAAGUCUUUUAGAGAGAAAAUAUUCACUAUAUAUAAUUCCUUUUAAAUAAAAAAAUUUUCUA
Molecule: messenger RNA, 1384 nt
Organism: Chionomys nivalis (European snow vole)
Lineage: Eukaryota; Metazoa; Chordata; Mammalia; Rodentia; Cricetidae
Gene: Dync2li1
Product: dynein cytoplasmic 2 light intermediate chain 1
Exons: 13
Coding region: 112-1167 (351 amino acids)
Biological process (GO): intraciliary transport involved in cilium assembly; intraciliary retrograde transport
Cellular component (GO): axoneme; ciliary basal body; cytoplasmic dynein complex
Molecular function (GO): dynein heavy chain binding
Source: RefSeq, a predicted model, not a curated record